Messenger RNA from Guyanagaster necrorhizus, 1257 nucleotides. RefSeq lists its product as uncharacterized. The transcript has a single exon. The coding region runs from base 189 to 1223 and encodes 344 amino acids. NCBI's taxonomy places the organism in Eukaryota, Fungi, Basidiomycota, Agaricomycetes, Agaricales, Physalacriaceae. The record is from RefSeq and is a predicted model, not a curated record.
AGCAUAUUCAAGAAGCUUGUCAACCUUGGCUAUGAGAAAGACCUCCAAAGCAUCAAGGCGCCUGAUACUUUCCAACAUCGUUUAGUCAAACAACCUCGGGCUUUAACCGAGAAGGUGUGUCAGAUACCAUAAUCUUGUAUUGCAGAUAUAUUCAGCAUUUUUUAGGCUGGCGUAACAUCAGUCAAGAAAUGAUUCAUUUCAUGGAGCAGACGCGAGGCAAGCACCUUGCACGCGAACAUACUGCCAUGAUCAAUUCCCGAAAAGCCGUCGCAGCUUCUCUCCUAAGAACAUACAAAUUAUCUUCUUCUGGCACGCCGUACACCACCAUCCUCCCCAACGUCGUCGACUUUUACAAGUUCGACCCGGUCAGAAGACUUCUUGAUCUGCCGGAUGAGGUUAACGUUGACGAACAUAGUUUUGCAUCCAUCGUACCACAAAUUGAUGCAUCGUGCCAGGCUUGGUGUGACCGUAUUCACGACGAGCUCAUUCAAGUUGUAGGACAUCCAGAUCCUUCCUCACUCCAGACUACGGAACAAAAAGUCGCCUUCCUUAAGCUCGCCCGAAACGUGUUUUUCUGCGAGUCGCGAUGUCGUUACUCCUGGAUCGGUGUUAGCAAGGAGUCAAAGCUUUAUUAUCCGCAAGUCCUAGCGCGCCAGUACAGCGUGAUUGAGUCGGAUUUCCAUGAGGAUGACCCCCCAGAUUCAACUAUCUCUCUAUGGUGCUGGAGAAGAUGUGCGUGGACUGCCAAGCACUUGUCAUUGAAUAACAAAGCUAGCAUUGUUGUAUCCGCCUUAAUCACAGCCUUGGAUCGGGACCCAGAGCAAACAGCUGUUGAUGAUAUGGAUAAACUAGAGCAGCUCUAUCAAUGCUCAUUAUGUGAACACAACGGGUUCCUGUUCGUGUCUGGUAAGGUUAUAUAUGGUUGGCGUGCUUUUGUGAGUAAACGGUCUACUCAGCUAUCUGUGAUUGUUGUUUUCUUCCAGAUAAGACAUCUCCGUGAUGAGCACGCGCUUCACGUGGAGAACAACAUCUUGACCUUGAUGACCCAGAAAGAUUUUGAAGCAGUCCCAAUGUCAGAUGCCGACGGGAAACUGUUAGAUUGGUACAAAGAACGCGACGACCUCCGUUGGCGUUGUCUCCGGUGCAGACAUUUGUCCUCUGAGACUGAAACAUGUAGUCCUUUCUUCCCGGGUAUAAGAUUUCCAUUGCUAAAAAGAGCUUAGUAUGGACAUAUGGCAUGACUGGAAUGUGGCGGGA